Lolium perenne is the source of this 1853-nucleotide messenger RNA. The record is from RefSeq and is a predicted model, not a curated record. NCBI's taxonomy places the organism in Eukaryota, Viridiplantae, Streptophyta, Magnoliopsida, Poales, Poaceae.
AUGUCACGUCCACCGUCUCCUUCCUCCUCUGCCGUCGGUGGUGGUGCCGCUGCCGUGCUGCCACCGCGGAGCGCAUCGACCAUUGUGUCGCAGAGCGGCAGGCCCUUCGACACCUCGUUGGUCGUCCAGGUGGACGGGUACUCCCGCCGGACCCAGGUUCCUGGCAGCGGCGUACACAUGAGCAGCUACGCUGUCGGGCAUUGCCAGUGGCGGCUGAAGAUCUACCCCUACGGAAAGAGUUCAUCCGACGCCGGUUGGGUCUCCGUCUACCUGGAGCUUCACGAUAGCUACCUCCACGACGGCGAGACAGUCAUGGCGCAGUUCAGCAUCAGCCUGCUCGACCGGGUUGGGGAGCCGGUGCCUUUGUACAGCAAAAACAGCCGCACGCUCCUGGCCUUCGCUUCCAAACAAGAAAAUGGUUAUCCCCGUUUCAUCCCGGGCUAUGUGGUGAAGAGGUACCUAAGAGAGGAUGAUAGUUUCAGACUGAAAUUCCAAGUCGUCGUCCACAACAUGUACGGGCGGCCCACCCGCGCCCCGAAAACCGUCGUGGUGCCGCCGUCCGGCCUGCGGCGGCAUCUCCUUGACCUCCUGAGGAGCAAACGGGGUGCGGACGUGACGUUCGAGGUCGGUGGCGAGCUCUUCGUGGCGCACAGGUGCAUACUCGCCGCUCGUUCCUCCGUGUUCAUGGCGGCGCUCUUCGGCCCGAUGGCGGAGAGCGCCACGCCCACGGCGCGGGUGCGGGUGGACGACAUGGAGCCGAGAGUGUUCGAGGCCAUGCUGGAGUUCAUCUACACCGACGAAUGGCCUGCAGAGGUAGUAGAUCCAACAAGCGACAACAAGGUGGAGAUGGCCCAGCACCUGCUGGUGGCGGCGGACAGGUAUCUCCUCGAUAGGCUAAAGUUGACGUGCGAAGCCAUGCUGUGUGACACCAUUGACAGGCGCACGGUGGCGACCGUCAUGACGCUAGCCGAGCAGCACGGCUGCCGCGGUCUAAAGGAGGCCUGCUUCAACUUCCUCCACCGGCUUCCGGGCAACCUGGAGGCGGUCAUGGCGAGCGAGGGCUAUCAGCACAUGGAGGCGAGCUGCCCCUCCCUCGUCAAGGAAAUCAUGAACCAGGCCACGGCCAUGUCCGGGUCGCACGUUCUGGAGAUCGAUGGCUACUACCGAGCCACAGGGCUCCUCCGCAACGGCGGCAGCGUCAUGUCCAUCAUGUUCGCCGCGGGAGGAUGUCGCUGGCGUAUCCAGUACUACCCGGACGGCCAUAGCUCGGGGGACGCCGGCUGGAUAUCCAUGUUUCUCGUGCUUUGUGAUGACGACGGCGAUAACGGAGCCACCGUUCAAGCGCGAUAUCAGAUCAGUUUGCUCGACCUUGACGGAAACCCAGUGGAGUGGUGCCGCAUCGGUAGCGGAGGGACGCCUGUGGAAUUCCCCGGCCAAGGACGAGGCGGUACACUCGUCCAGAGGAAGAUGUUGGAGGUAUGUGGCUGCCUCAAAAGAGAUGGUUUCAGGGUCAGGUGUGAUAUCACCGUUGUUGGCAGCCCAGCCCCAGCGACCACCCUGCAGGACCAGGAGAUGAGCGACGGUGGCAUGGAGCUCAAGCAAGAACGGCCCAAGCGCAUCGUCCAGCCCAACAGGAAGUACGUGAGCGAUGACUGGACCAGGUGAAGCAGCACACGCCACGUACUGCCGCAGCUACACCUGAAUCAUCCUCGGCAAGGCGGCGGCGGAACUGGUUUCCCUGUGUAAUGCGGAAUAAAUCUUCAGCUUGGUCAAUUACUUCUUUGCUUUUAUGCAAACGAUUCUUUUUCUUGUUUUCUGUUUUGUUGACAAACCGUGUGCUCAAGAAAAUUUGA